AUAGUGAGCAUCGGGCUGCGAGGGAGAGCAUGGAGCUGCUAAUCAUCCAGGCCUGGGGAAUAGAGGUGGAGGGAGAUCUCCUCGGAUUCGUCUUCGGAGCAGUAGAGCCAGGCCAUCGCCAGACGAUCGUGUGGGAACUCACGAUCCCUCUUGCGCAGCUCGUCGGCGACCUCCCCCUCGACAUCAUAUCGCAGUGUGAUGAGAGCCCAGUGCCGCACGUCCUUCCGCGGAGAUUAACGUCGUACUUACAGUGGUCAGCCUGCCUGGAGGACCGUACGGGAGGUGGCAGCUACCCAUCGCGCGCAGAGUACCUGAACCCCCGAGGGAUCAUCGACGUCCUCUUCUUUUCGUCCCGAACGGCGGUAGAAGAAAGAGCCGUGGCGGAGGAAGCGGAGGUAGAAGACGAAAGCGAGGAGGAGAUCUCAGAAGAAGCAGGGAGCUACAACGAAUACAACAAGGAGGAAUUGGGAGAAGGAGAAGAAGAAGAAGAAGAAGAGGAUCAGGAGGAAUCUGAGUGGGAGGCUCUGGGUGAAGAAGCGGAUCGCGCAGAGCCUCAGGAGGAGGAUCCUGAGGCGGAACGGAGACGAGAGGAGAUUGCGGUCAGAAAGCAGCCGCUGGAGUUCGUGAAUGGUGUGGAGCUGCCGAUCUCGAACGACCCGACCAAGGAUCCCGAGCCCCCUAAGAACGACGAUGGGGACCCUACUGCUGAGACUUCGAGCGCACCGGCGUGCAGGCGAUGGAGCCGAUCCCGAUCCCCAUCCACAUGUCGAUGCGGGGCAUCGGGCUUCAUCCCCGAUCAUUAUCCUAUCGUCCCCUUGAUUACCUCACCCUCCGCCAAAUUACCAUCCCAAUCUCUUUCCCCCACAACCCCUUCCCUACUGACUCCUUCCGCCACUUCUAUGCCAACCGCCUCACUGUCACGGUACACCCGCACGCUGUCGGACAAAAUACCCUUACAAGGGUAUUUUGCCAUGUCUUUGCAUUCGUCACGGUGGUGGCGUCAGCCGCCAUGACGUAGCCAGUCUGGAACAAGAAGGGUGUUCACGCUUGAAGUGACAC
Molecule: messenger RNA, 1059 nt
Organism: Chara braunii
Lineage: Eukaryota; Viridiplantae; Streptophyta; Charophyceae; Charales; Characeae
Source: the annotation of a GenBank genome assembly